AUGACUUCAUCUUAUCAGGCAAUCAGAGAUACUUUUGGCCUUGCAUUUACAAAGAACCUGAUAGUGGUUUUGGUCUGGCUCAUCCUCAGCUACAUCAAUGGCACCUUGAUAACCACAUUUUUUAAGCAUCAGGCAUUUUAUGAAGACCCUCGCUACAUCCUCUUCAUCCACAUGGUGAUCAACGAUGCCAUCCAGUUAACAGUUACCAUCACACUCUUUGUCCUCAGUUAUAUUUUCUAUAAAAUCAAUGUUUCCUUCUGCUGCUUCUUCAUCCUGGUGGCAGUCUUCACCACGAGGAACACACCGGUCAAUUUAGCCAGCAUGGCCAUAGAGCGCUACAUUGCCAUUUGUCACCCGUUACGCCACCGCCAAAUCUGUACUGUCAGAAGGACCUACAUAGUCAUUGGCUUGAUUUGGUUUAUUUGUGUGGCUCCGGAUAUAACAGACCUAUUUGUGACACUUGCAACAGAGUCUUUGAGCUUUUUCCAUGAGUCAGUAUUCUGCUUACGACACAAUGUGUUCAAAGAUCCGAUCCUGGCCUACAAAAGACAAGCCUUUGACAUCAUUUAUUUCUCUGCUGUCUUUCUGACUCUGGUUUUCACCUACUUGAGGAUCAUGUUUGCAGCCCGGGCCUUCUCCACAGAAAAAAUGUCAGCCCAGAAGGCCAGGAACACCAUACUGAUCCACGGAGCCCAGCUAGCCAUGUGCAUGCUGUCCUACAUCUCCCCGAGCGUGGAGAUCAUGCUGCAUCUCAUCUUCCCUGGCCGAGGCCUAGAAAUCAGGUUUGCAAACUACCUGAUUGUCUAUAUCCUGCCCCGAUUCCUGAGCCCUAUCAUCUAUGGAGUCAGAGACAAAAUGUUCAGAAAAUACCUCAAGAUGUACCUUCUGAGUAGCAGGUGUAGGGUUGAGCUCCACAGAGUAGGUGUCUGGAACAAAACUGACAGAUAA
Sphaeramia orbicularis (orbiculate cardinalfish) is the source of this 948-nucleotide messenger RNA. RefSeq names its product odorant receptor 131-2-like. The record is from RefSeq and is a predicted model, not a curated record. Gene Ontology annotation, cellular component: membrane. Gene Ontology annotation, biological process: G protein-coupled receptor signaling pathway; detection of chemical stimulus involved in sensory perception of smell. The coding region runs from base 1 to 948 and encodes 315 amino acids. Gene Ontology annotation, molecular function: olfactory receptor activity; G protein-coupled receptor activity; odorant binding. Lineage: Eukaryota; Metazoa; Chordata; Actinopteri; Kurtiformes; Apogonidae. The transcript is spliced from 3 exons.